This is a messenger RNA of Macrobrachium nipponense, 939 nucleotides long. RefSeq lists its product as uncharacterized. The transcript is spliced from 2 exons. The record is from RefSeq and is a predicted model, not a curated record. NCBI's taxonomy places the organism in Eukaryota, Metazoa, Arthropoda, Malacostraca, Decapoda, Palaemonidae. The coding region runs from base 1 to 939 and encodes 312 amino acids.
AUGACGAAAUGGGCGAGGAACUACCUUGAAAACUCAGCAAAUGACACAGAACUCUUCUACAAAGAGUUCAUUAGCAAACUCAGAGAGGCAGCAAAUAUGUCCAUGCCAAAGAUCAAACAAUCCAGGACUGAUCACAAAGAUGCAUGGUACUACUGUGAAAGAGUUAAAGAACUCAAUGCAACUCAAUGCCAGAGGAAAGGAAGAACAGAGCAAAGCAUCCAUCCCAACACACAAGAAGAAGCUGACAACAUAGCCAGAAACUUCACAGAGAGGACAAAAUCCCACAACCUUCCCCAAACAACAUGGGAAAAAAUAAAUGAGAUUUCCCCAGCAAGGUGGAGAAAAAUCAAUACUGCCUGCAACAUGCCGGACGACACAGAUACACCCUUCACUAUGGAAGAACUAAACAGUGCACUCAGCAAGGGGAAGAGAGAGACAGCCCCUGGAGCAGAUGCAAUCACCUACAGCAUGCUGAGGCACAUGGGCAACCCUGCCAAACAGAUAUAUCUCCUCCUGGUAAACAGGACAUAUGCAGAGCACACCAGGCCAAAGAAAUGGCAACAGCAAGACACACAACCAAUACCAAAGCCAAAGGAGCCAGGCGCAUAUAGGCCGAUGUCCCUCAUCAGCUGCACACAAGAAGUUGCAGAAAGAAUAGUCCUAAACAGACUACUAUGGAAAGUAGGGCCCCUAUACCAAAGGCUCUAUGCCUAUAGGGAAGUAGUAGGCACCCACGAGUGCCUCACAGAUGUGCUAUGUGCAAUAAAUGGCAGAAAAUCCAUAGUGGUUUUCUUAGAUCUAGUAAAAGUAUAUGAACUGGCCAAUGCAGCAACCAUCCUCUCCUCCCUAGUCCGAAAGAGGAUCAAAGGCAACCUGCUUACAUGGACAAAAGGAUACAUGCAAGACAGAGGAUACAUCAAGACAGAGAAGCAAGAGUAG